AUGGCUGGAGGUGGUGCACCAAUCGGUCCUUCAGCUUCGCCCUUGGGCCAGGCUUGGGGUUAUGGCAUUGUUCUUGGUGUUGGCUUCUUGUUUGCUCUCGGCAUGAUCUUGACGACGUGGGUUCUCAAGCGAUACAACAAUGAAGUACAGACUUCGGAAAUGUUCUCGACGGCUGGUCGCACGGUCAAGUCAGGCCUUGUUGCUAGUGCUGUUGUCUCGUCCUGGACUUGGGCUGCUACGCUCUUGCAGAGUUGCUCUGUUGCUUUUCGAUAUGGUGUUUCUGGACCAUUUUGGUAUGCCUCGGGUGCUACCGUGCAGAUUUUGCUGUUUGCGACGGUGGCUAUCGAGUUGAAGAGAAGAGCGCCAAAUGCGCAUACCUUCCUGGAAGCUGUUCGUGCCCGUUAUGGAACUGCUACCCAUUUCGUCUACAUCACUUUUGGCCUGUUCACCAACACUCUGGUAACAGCCAUGUUGCUCACCGGCGGAUCAGCCGUCAUUUCCUCGUUGACCGGUGUACCGACCGCAGCAGCUUGCUUCUUGCUACCACUUGGUGUCGUCGUUUACACCAUGUUUGGUGGCAUCAAGGCUACCUUCCUUACCGACUAUGUGCACACAGUGAUCCUGCUCAUCAUCCUCUUGACCUUCGCUUUCACCACUUAUGCCAGCGGUACUGCCCUCGGUUCGACUGAGGCGGUUUACAAGGCACUCAACAAGCUUUCUGACGAGAUGCCCGUGCCAGGUAACGCCGGCGGAAGCUACCUUACGAUGAAGAGCAAGGAUGGAGCGAUCUUCUUCGUCAUCAACAUUAUUGGUAACUUUGGUACCGUCUUCAUGGACAAUGGAUACUACAACAAGGCAAUUGCUGCUUCGCCUGUCCAUGCCCUUCCCGGUUACAUCAUUGGAGGACUGUCCUGGUUCGCUAUCCCAUGGCUGUGCGCCACCACCAUGGGUCUUGCCGCCCUGUCGCUGCAGAGCUCUCCCAGCUUCCCUACUUACCCGAACCUUAUGACCGAAUCCGAGAUCAGCGCUGGUCUUACCCUGCCGUACGCAGCUGUCGCGCUUCUCGGCUCCGGUGGUGCUGUCGGUACACUUUUGAUUGUCUUCAUGGCUGUCACCAGUGCUUUCUCCGCGCAACUGAUUGCCGUGUCUUCGAUCCUGACAUACGACAUCUACGGUACCUACAUCAAUCCUCAGGCCUCGGGCAAGCGUCUAAUUUACAUUUCGCACUCUUGCGUUGCGGGCUGGGGUAUUGUCAUGGCUGCGUUCUCUACAGGCUUGUUCUACGCUGGCAUCAGUAUGGGUUGGCUGUACGUUUUCAUGGGUGUCAUCAUCUCCUCCGCCGUGCUUCCAGCCACACUCACUCUGAUGUGGAAGGGCCAGAACUUCUGGGCUGCUACACUCAGCCCUAUUCUUGGUCUUGCCUGCAGUUUGACAGCAUGGCUGGUCACAACCUCAAAGCUCAACGAUGGAGUCAUUAGCGUCGCUACUUCAGGCGCCAAUAACCCUAUGUUGGCUGGAAACGUCGUCGCACUGCUCUCGCCCAUGAUCUUCAUCCCGGUUCUUACCUUGAUCUUCGGCAUUGACAAUUAUGACUGGGAGUCAAUGAAGAACAUCCGUCUCGGCGACGAUUCCGACGUGACCGCCGCCGCGCAUCUCGACAUCGAACAUGUCGUCGGCCGCCACGGCGCUCUCUCUCCUGAAGCCGAAGCCGCCGAGCAAGCCAAAUUGCUGCGCGCCUCCAAAAUCGCCAAAUACACGACCGCAACCAUGACGCUUGCCCUCCUGGUUCUCUGGCCCAUGCCCCUCUACGGCACCGGCUACAUCUUCAGUCAGAAAUUCUUCUCCGGCUGGGUGAUUGUUGGCAUUAUUUGGCUCCUGUGCUCGACGAUGGCGGUCGGUGUGUAUCCGCUGUGGGAAGGCAGGAAGAGCUUGGCGAGGAACUUUGGCGGUAUGUGGAGGGACUUGACGGGCAAGGGAAGGAAGCCGAUGCCGCACGUUGUGGAGGGCGAGAAGAUGGCGGAGAGCGGAACGCAUACACCUACUGCGAAGGAGGCGGAGGCGACGACCGUUGUUGGCUGA
Parastagonospora nodorum SN15 is the source of this 2079-nucleotide messenger RNA. RefSeq lists its product as hypothetical. Gene Ontology annotation, cellular component: plasma membrane. Gene Ontology annotation, biological process: spermidine transport; putrescine transport; urea transmembrane transport. Gene Ontology annotation, molecular function: urea transmembrane transporter activity; spermidine transmembrane transporter activity; putrescine transmembrane transporter activity. The coding region runs from base 1 to 2079 and encodes 692 amino acids. NCBI's taxonomy places the organism in Eukaryota, Fungi, Ascomycota, Dothideomycetes, Pleosporales, Phaeosphaeriaceae. The transcript is spliced from 7 exons. The record is from RefSeq and is a predicted model, not a curated record.